This is a messenger RNA of Musca vetustissima, 1026 nucleotides long. RefSeq lists its product as uncharacterized. The transcript has a single exon. The annotation marks the transcript as partial. The record is from RefSeq and is a predicted model, not a curated record. Lineage: Eukaryota; Metazoa; Arthropoda; Insecta; Diptera; Muscidae.
AUGAUUUUCAUAGAACAAUUUAAUUUCACAUUUCGUGAAUAUCCCCAUGAUUACGAUGACGACGACAAAGAUCCGCUGAUGGAGGCAAUGCAAUUGGGUCAUAUGGAUUUUACAUCGUUUCCGGCAUAUCCCUAUAGAACCAAUGAUGCAAGUGAUGUCUUAUGGAAUGCCAAUAUUUAUAUUAUGGUGCCCAAAUCGCAACCCAUUGCCAAAUAUAAAUACUUCUAUAAACCAUUCGAUGAGUUUGUGUGGCUUCAGUAUUUGGUGGUCAUUGUGGAAGCUACCUCAGUAGUGGCAUUUUUAACUCUCAGGAAAUAUUCAAUUUGGGAUUUUUCGAAAUCGUUUAUAUACAUCUGCAGCAUUGCCCUGUAUCAAUACCAACUGGCAACACCUGUGCGUUCGUUGCGUUUCAAUUUGCUCUAUAUCCUGUUGAUUGUCUACAAUUUCAUUAUGAUCAAUUAUUAUCUUUGCAUGCUCUCCAGUUUGUUGGUCAGCACACUGUAUGAGCCACAAAUUGAUACCAUCGAAGCCCUAGCAUCAACAAGCCUACGUUUCAAAGCCACCCAGACUGAUAUUGAUUAUUAUACACAAUUGCCCGAUAUAUCACCCAUCAUUGUGAGUUUAUUUACCGUAGAGGACGGCAUAGUCCUCGAUAAUUUACGGCGAAAUUUAAGUACAGAUAUGUUACACAGUGCCAUCGAGGAUAAACUGCAGUUCUAUGUAUUUCAGCAGAAAUAUUUGAAGGUGCCCCGUUUACAUUUAAUUCCUUCGGCCAUCUAUAGCUGUCCCAUAUAUUUCUCUAUACGUCACAAUUUACCAUAUUUGGAAUUAUUUAAUCGCUAUUUACGAAAUCUUUGGGCAUCGGGAAUUUUGUGGAAAACGCAUUUGUCCAUGGAAUGGUAUGGCAUUCUAAGUGGUGAAAUUCAUUAUCUGAGAGAUGAGGAAUCGCCUGAGCAUCUCUUGACAUUGGAAUAUUUCUAUUCGCCACUGGGUUUCUAUUGUAUUGGUGUCAUAAUUUCGUUGAUU